AUGCCUCGUCAUCGUGCUGAACUUACCUCACUCGGUAGGAAAGAAAAGAACGAAGUUUUAGAAAAAUCUUAUCCCUUGAGGUCGUAUCCUAUUCAAUCCACAUCAUUCGAUCAUAGGAAUCAUUAUAAUGAUGAAAGGGAAUAUUCUCAUACAAGCCGAUACGCGAGGAGGGAUAGCCGGGGCCGUGAUCGAUACUAUUCACGUAAUGAUAGUCAUGAUCGUAAUGUGUCAAGAGAUUAUUCAUAUAGAAGUCGACGUUCCCCAUAUCGAGAUUACCGUUCUCGUAGUAGAAGCCGCGAAAGAUCUUUUAGAGACAAUUUUACAAGAUAUAACCAAGAUAAUUAUUCUUCAGAAUAUAGAAGAAACUAUCGUUCCCCUGAAUAUCGAAGAAGUAACCAUUCUCCAGAAUAUCGGAGAAAUUUUCAUUCUCCAGAAUAUCGAAGAAGUAACCAUUCUCCAGAAUAUCCAAGAGAAUGGAAUCGUCAUCAUCCUUCUUAUCCCAUGAUCAAGCAAGAAAAUCAAAAUGAUCAAACUUAUGUGCAACUCUUAGCGAGACAAAUUUGUAAUUUAACUCAUCAACUCGAAGCUUUGCAAGCUGGAAGAUCGGGAUUUACACAAACUAUUACACCUAUUAGCACUGAAGGAGUUGAAAUACAAGACACUGAUCGACAGCCAACAAGCGUUCCUACACCCAUUAGAACUUCUCCCCGAAUGAGCGAAUUGAACUUACCAUCAUCUCAUAUCAAUGAACCGAAAAAAUUAUCUUCUCGAUUUUGUUCUGAUCAACACCUUAAACCAAUGGAUCCGAUCUUUAAGCAGGUGUUUCGUGAUGAAGUUGUUUCAAUUUUGGAUCAAUUGCCAAGAUCACAUCAAUUUAAAAUAACUAAACAUUUUAGCCAACAACUUGAUCAUAUUACUUGCUUUACAGUGCCAGCAAUUAAAGAAAAAGUUAGUCCUGCAUUAUUAUUUACUGAUAAUGAAUUAAUUGCAGUUUUAAAACAGCUUCAUAAGAGUCGUCGUGGUGUUUGGAAGAAUGAACGGCGGGAUCAAGUAGAUGAAUCUCGAAAGCGAAAACACGUUAGUUCACGAACCUCUCGUAAAAUACGCCGUCGAAUUAAUGGAUUGAGGCAUAUGGUUUAUGUUAACGACACGAUUCUUCGUAAUUGUCAGCCUCCUACGCUUCAUUGGAAUGAAUAUUUACGUGAUUUAGAAUAUGCAGUGAAUGAUGCUGCUUUACAAUCAGCAGAAGAAUCCGAUACAGAUGAAGAAUUAGCAGAUAAUGAACGAGAAAAUGACGAAAGACCAGAAAAUAUUCUGGAUACAAAUAGUGUAAUAAAAGUUUACAAUAAGCCGUGGAGAUCUACAAGGAUAACAUGCAUUUUGCAUCGUUGUGAUGAAGUGACAGGAACUAAUUUAAUUCGAAAAAGGUGGUAUGAUGAUAAUUAUGUUGAUUACAAAAGCCGUCCAAAAAAAGAUAUGCCGUUUUGGUGGAUUUCCACAAGAUGGUCUUCUUCCAAUAUUGAAAACAGUGAAAAUGAAGAUGUCGUGAAAAGUAAUAAUAGAAAAAAUAAGAGAAGGGACAAUUACAUGAAAAAUGCUGAAAUUAUGCAACUUGAUUAA
Messenger RNA from Racocetra persica, 1620 nucleotides. NCBI's taxonomy places the organism in Eukaryota, Fungi, Glomeromycota, Glomeromycetes, Diversisporales, Gigasporaceae. The record is from the annotation of a GenBank genome assembly.